AUGGCUCAAAAAUAUAUUGAUGAGGAAGAGAUGAAUGCUAUGAAAGACAACGAUUGGACAAGGGAUCCGGGACGAUCGAGAGGAGAGCGAUCACGAGAGGGCAAGCAACGAUCUGAGAAGGAUUGCGAACGGAGAGGGCCGUAUGUGCCUCGAUAUCACAAAUACACCCCAUUGACAACUACUAGUGAGAAGGUGAUGACGAUGGUCGAGAAGGAGGGCCUCCUGCAAUGGCCGGGUAAGAUGCGUGAUACCCCGGCUAAGAAAAACUCACAUAAAUAUUGCAGGUUCCAUAAAGACAAAGGGCAUAACACGGAGGACUGCUACCAACUGAGAGACGAGAUCGAAAGGCUAGUGAGGCAAGGUUAUUUCAAACAUCUGAUUGACAGGAGAGCUGAAGCAGGUGAUCGCAGCAGGUCGCGAAGCCAUGAGCGACACCAGAGGGACGAGGUAGGGAAGAGUACAGCUCAGGAUAAUCCACCCACGAAGGGCAUUAUCCAUACUAUAUCUGGUGGGCCGACAAAUGGAGACUUAAUGAGGUCGAGGAAAAAAUAUGCCAGGGAAAGCAAGUCCAGAUACGGACAACAAGUGAUGCAUGUAGAAAAACAAGAAAAUAUAGUCUUUGGAGAUGAAGAUAUGAGUGCGGAUGCUCCUGACCAGAACGAUCCCAUGGUUAUAAAAAUGGACAUCGCCAACUACCAGGUACACAAAGGGUUGAUUGAUAAUGGUAGUUCUGUUGACAUUAUUUUCUGUGAUGUUCUCAGGAAAAUGGAUUUGGGAAAUGUGAGAUUGAAGCCUGUCCAGACACCCUUGGUCGGAUUUGGGGGUAGCGAGGUCGUUCCCGAAGGGGUGACAGAGUUGCCAGUUUCACUGGGGGAGGAACCCAAGAGAAAGACCUGCAUGGUUCAAUUAUUGGUGGUUGACAGUCCGUUCGCAUAUAAUGUGGGGAUAGGGGAAGUGAUAUGCGACCAACGAACAGCGAGGCAGUGUUAUAAUCUAGCUGUUAAGCAGGGAGAAGCCAUGAAAAACGAGAAGAGAAAAGAGGAGAUGAGUCAAAGCGAGGAGGCAAAACGAGGAAAGAUGGAAAGAAUCGAGCCGUUAGAAGAAUAUAAGGAGGUCAAGCUAAUUUCAGAAAAUUUCCAGAAAACGACCCGUAUUGGGUCGCAGAUGACGAAGGAGAUGGAAACAAUGAUGAUUGAUUUUUUGCGGAAUAAUAACGAUCUCUUUGCGUGGAGGCCCUCUGAUUUUCAAGGUAUAAACCCCAAGGUAAUUGUACAUCGGCUUAAUAUUGAUUCACAGGUUAAGCCGGUGAAACAAAAAAAGAGAGUAUUCGGGGUCAAAAGGAAUAGGAUCAUCGAAGAAGAAGUUAAUAAGUUGCUGCAAGCUGGGUUCGUUAGAGAAGUCCAAUACACGACCUGGUUAUCAAAUGUGGUUAUCGUUCCAAAAGCAGCUGGAAAAUGGAGAAUGUGUACGGACUACACUGAUCUUAACAAAGCAUGCCCAAAAGAUCCAUACCCGCUUCUGAGGAUCGAUCUGCUGGUGGACUCAACGGCGAGAUGUGCACUGUUUAGCAUGAUGGACGCUUAUCAGGGCUACCAUCAAAUUUUUAUGACCAAGGACGAUGCAGAGAAAACUGCGUUCGUGACCGAGAAAGGGGUCUAUUGCUACAAUGUAAUGCCAUUCAGAUUGAAGAACGCAGGAGCGACCUACCAGAGAUUGGUCAAUCAAAUGUUCAAAGAUCAUAUCGAAAGUACUAUGGAAGUAUAUGUUGAUGAUAUGCUGGUCAAAAGCAAGCAGGAGGACGAUCACUUGACAAACUUGCGAACAGCUUUUGACAUUAUGCUAUCUUACGGCAUGGAGCUGAAUCCAUCUAAGUGCACCUUCAGGGUGCGUGGGGGUAAGUUUUUGGGUUAUAUGGUUAGCGAGCGGGGCAUCGAGGCUAAUUCAGAAAAAAUGAAGGCGAUCAUGCAGCUGGGGUCGCCGAAGUCGAUAAAGGAAGUGCAGCAGCUAACGGGAAAGGUCGCAUCGCUAAAUCGCUUUAUAGCCAGGUUUGCUGAUCGUAAUUUACCCUUCUUUAAGGUUUUGCGAAAAUCGAACAAUUUUGAAUGGAAUGAGGAAUGCGAACAGGCUCUUCAGGAGCUAAAAUUGUAUCUAACUACCCCACCACUACUUUCUAAUCCCAUGAUUGGAGAGAAGUUGUAUGUGUAUUUAGCUGUUUUUGAUAACGCAGUAAGUUCGGUGCUGAUUCGAGAAGAAAACGGCAAACAAAACCCCGUGUACUAUGUAAGCAAGAUGUUGCAAGGGGCGGAAAAGAAAUACAUCCAGAUCGAGAAGCUAGCGUUAGCCUUGGUGAUAACAGCGCGAAAAUUGCGACCUUACUUCCAAUCCCACCCCAUUGUUGUGCUGACUAAUCAUCCUUUGAAGCAGGUUAUGUCAAAACCGGAUACAUCUGGCAGGAUGAUCAAAUGGGCAGUGGAGCUAGGAGAAUUUGACAUCGAAUUUCAGACAAGGAAUGCAAUAAAAGCGCAAGUGUUUGCCGAUUUCUUGGUCGAGUUCGUUGGUGAACAGCCAGAAAAAGAGGAGAAAUGGUUGUUGCAUGUAAAUGGGUCGUCGACCUCGAAGAAUGGAGGAGCCGGUAUUUACCUACAGGGACCGGAUGGAGCUGAGAUCGAGAUCGCUGUGAGGUUAAAUUUCCCGGCUACAAACAACGAAGCUGAGUACGAGGCUUUAAUUCAAGGAUUGCAGACAGCGCUAGAUGGAGGUAUAAGGCAGGUGGGGCCCAGUGCACAGGUGCAGCAGCGGCGGUAG
Messenger RNA from Sesamum indicum (sesame), 2805 nucleotides. RefSeq lists its product as uncharacterized. NCBI's taxonomy places the organism in Eukaryota, Viridiplantae, Streptophyta, Magnoliopsida, Lamiales, Pedaliaceae. Gene Ontology annotation, molecular function: RNA-DNA hybrid ribonuclease activity; nucleic acid binding. The record is from RefSeq and is a predicted model, not a curated record.